Messenger RNA from Spodoptera litura, 6088 nucleotides. Lineage: Eukaryota; Metazoa; Arthropoda; Insecta; Lepidoptera; Noctuidae. The record is from RefSeq and is a predicted model, not a curated record.
AAGUGGGUAGUUCAUACGAGCCUAAAAGUAGCCCAUUCUACUCACCUUCCUUUCAACUAUCUCCGCUCAAAAAAAUCACGUCUAUUUCUAGCUCUAUUCUGCCAUGAAAGAUAGAAGUAAAACAAACAGAUACACCCACAUAACUAUUAUAGAAAAUAUUUCUAUGUCAUCUGACAUUUUCUUGACUAUGUGACUUUACAAGUCAAUAGAUCAUAGAUUUUUUUUUUGUUAUCAUGUUGACAUUAAGUUAUGCAAAAAGGUAUCCAGCAGUCUUAGAGUUCAAACACCCAUAAUUAAAAUAUUUUCAGUUAAUCUAAGGUUCUAGGUCUGUAGACAUGUGAGUUAGUCUUGGUACCUACAGGAGAUGGAGAUAAAUGAUGCAACAUUAACAGUGAAUAUGGAAUAUAUUGAUAAAGAUUUAAUACACUGUCCUACUUGGUCAGAGGCCAACGGAUAACUGCCGUUCACGUCACGCCAUUACAAUUAAAUACAAUUCUGCGAAUUGCUACUCGUGAUACGAACCCUACGCGUAAGACAUAUUUAUGUUACCGGCUAAACUAGUUUUGCCUAGGCUAAACUAAUUCUUCCUAUACGUGUUAGGAUUAACUAGUAUAGCCUAGUUCAAACUAAUCUGUCCUAAGCCCGAUAGUAUAAACCAGUUUAGGCUAGGACAAACUAGCUGGUCCUGAUAUAAAUACGUACACUUUAUCCUAGUUCAAAAGUAGUUUGUCCUGAAAUCGAUUUUGGCCGGUAACAUUUAUAAUCUUAAGGUUUUGUCUAAUAAAGCCGUCACCACUCGACACUGACCAACAUAACCAUGUUGGAAACUUGGUUAUACUACAUUAAUGUCGCUAUACCAUAUAGCACCAUCUUAGAGUAAUUAACCAACUAAAAACUCUGAGGGCACCAUAUAUUCACUUUUACUCUCAGAUUGAUGUUGGAGUAGGUUAGUCCUACCUUACUCCUUGUUUAUUAAUACUAAAUUUUGUUAUUCUCAGCCUAGGCCAGUUAAUCUUACUCUAUAUUUUUCAACUAGGGAAUACGAAACUUUGAAAAGCAAGGUAUCUGCAGGACAGGAUUAUAAUAACUCUCAACAAGUUUACUAUGCUCAAACGUCAAAUACUAUAUUACAAUUUUGAGUUAUUAGGCUAUAGUUAGAGUAAUAUAGUAAGCUGAGCAGAGUAGAUUUUAAAAUCCUAAAUUAUAUAUACGUAAUUAAUGUUGAAACAUUUCAGGCCGCGUUCACGUCGGGUACAAGCCCAAAGAAAGUUUGCUCAGGGCGCGUACGUGCCUCCAAACCCAGCAGCGGUGGCAGCCGUGGACAACAGACGCGAUGCCGCCCAAGACACGCGCAAUGUGACCAUCAAUAACAUGACAGCGUCGAACUUGCUCGACGUGGUCUCACUUCAAGGUCUUCAUACCCACUUGCAACCAGUAGUGGUUGUAGAGAGACUCCGUCAAACAAAUCCAUGCAGAGAUGAAAAUAUGGAAACUGUCACUAAGCCUCAAGAACUUGUUAUAGGCGAGACAGGUAGUACCCGUUCUGUGGACAAUGAAUGUUGUACAAGAGAUAUGCAAAAGCGGCUUAAGGAAAGUCCCACAAGCAAGUCUAGUCCUUAUAAUGCACAUUUUAAUAGUAAUAAACAUGAAUAUACAAAUGGUGAUGUAGUUGAAAACAGUCAUAAUACUUGUCCUUAUGCGAAAGAAACCCCUGAAAACAACAAACAAGAACCUCGGACUAAUGAACAACAUAAUGCAAACAAAGAUAUUGCUUCUAAAGUCAGAGAGCCUUUUGCUACGGCCAAAGAGUAUAGUGGGAAGAAUAAAGAACUUCUUAAAGAAUCUAGUACAAAAGUCAAAACAAAUACUAAAGGAAAAGCGAAUACUAAAAACAAAACAAAUACUAAAGGAAAAGCCUUUAAUAAACAUAAAAUUGGUAAUAAAGGUAAAGGAUCCAGUGCUAAAGCUAAAAGUGGUAGUAAAGUAUUCAGUAAUAAAGGCAAACAGACCAGAAGUAAUGACGACAACUCAUUAGCCGCUAUCCUGAGGGCCUUACAAAAGACUAAAGAUAACAAUUUACAAAAAACACAUGCAAUGUCUUUGCGCCAACGACGUUUAAGCAACGGUAGGGUCUGCGCAACUACCGCCAAAAAGUUAAAAGUAUUAAAAAGUAAAAUCAUAACGAAUAGAAAGAAAACUGAAUCACCUAACCGUUAUUCUCCAUCAUCCGAAUUCUCUAUCGAAGAUAAUCGACCAUUGACAUAUUACGCCCAGAAUAACAAAGCCAAUAAAAAAUCACCAAAGAAACGAAGCCAUACUAGUGACCCUCCAAUUUCAGAAGUGGUACUUCUUGAACGGAGUUACCCAAAGAGAAUUAUGUUAGACCCCUAUGUGCCAUCACCCCUGCCAGACCCGAUACCGAAUCGGAUACAAAGCCAUCCGGCAGAACCUGUCGCUGGACCCAGUGGACUACAAAAGACAAUAUUGGAGCCUGUGGCGGGACCUAGUGGGCUGCAAAGAGUAACCAUAGAACCAGUAGCCGGGCCUAGUGGGCUUCAAAGGGCUUCUGUACCGGUGGCGGCGCCUAGUGGGCUGCAAACUGUAACAUCUGCACCAGUGGCCGGUCCUAGUGGGCUGCAAAGGGUAACUUGCGCACCAGUGGCGGGGCUUAGUGGGCUACAAAGGGUAACAUCUGCGCCAAUGGCUGGGCCUAGUGGGUUGCAAAGGAUAACAUCUGCACCAGUGGCAGGGCCUAGUGGGCUGCAAAGGAUAACUUCUGCACCAGUAGCAGGGCCUAGUGGGCUACAAAGGGUAACAUCUGCACCAGCGGCGGGGCCCAGUUGGCUGCAAAGGGUAACUUCCGCACCAGUGGCAGGGCCCAGUGGGUUACAAAAAAGAGUGUUACGGAAUUCUGGAUUUUCUAGGGGUCAGAGCAUCGAGUCACAAGAUGAAGACCUAGACCAAGACAUAAAAGUUUUAAAAUGCUUUACAAUACCUCCUUGCUUCGCGGAAAAAUGGCGUACUGUACAACAAGUCAUUAAUGCACCUAAAGAUGAAAUGGACAGCCGCUGUACUCUAUGUGUUGCGUGUUCAAGAAUAGAUAAACUAACACAAUUGUCAAAACUACUUUAUAGAUUUGAUUUAACUGGAACCAAUCAAACAUCCGUAGAAUCAGAACCAGAAAAUGAUGAUGAGUCCGAGAAUGAUGACCCUAAGCCGUUAGAAGAAGAUACUGGCCAUAUGUAUCUCGAUCUGCUUCCGAAACAUCCGCGUCUCAUGAUGAAACUCCGGAUACACGAGGUCCAUGGAAAGCAACUUCUGUCAGCUUGCUUGAUACCAAAGAAUGACGCCCGUAAAAAUAGUGAGGAUUUCUUGCUUGAAGAGAAGGAACACCUACUAGACCAACUAAUAAAUACUCUAUCUAUUAGUUUACCCCAUGACAUGGUAACAAUGGGCAAUUCUCAGACAGGAAGUACAUUUGAACGACUUCAAGGUAUAAUAUCCAAACUGGACCAUGAAAACGAGCCUGAACGUGCACAUCCUCUUGAUAAACUUCGAGCUAACGUUAAGGCAUUCGGUGCUAACGUACAGGAACCCCAAGCUAGUAUUCAGAGUCGGAUUGUUGAGCGCCACACGCUAAACAACGUGUACGAAGAAGGUGACGACGCCGUUAACGACGUUAAUUCCGACGAAGAGGAAGGUAACUACGCCAGAGAAGGGAAUGAACGGAUUAGUGCUGAACAUUUAAACGAAUGUAGCGCAGACACUUCUCAGACGCAUGCUGUAGGGGGCGCAAUGCAGGAUGGUCUAGUAUUUAGGCCGACAAAGGAAGAGUUCCAAAAUCCUAUGGAGUAUUUUAUGAAGAUUUGGGACGAAGCGUGUGAAUACGGUAUUUGUAAAAUAAUUCCACCUCCAGGAUGGAGACCGAAGUGUCAGAGUUGUGAUGGUAUCAGAUUCGACGUGGCAAAGCAGUUUACAUCUCGAAUGUUCCACCGGUGGGGACCAGCUAUGCGAGAAUUGGCAUGUAUAAAGUAUUGUGUCUCGCAAUCAACUGGUUUUCCUUGUAGCACACCAACGGUUGGAGGUAUGGAAGUUAAUUUACCUAAGUUAUACCAUAGCGUACAACGUCACGGUGGACUAGAACUUGUGCUUAAUAAGAAACGUUGGGGGAAAGUUGGACGCGACAUGAACUUGUCUAUGAGUAUAAACUAUCUAAAUAGACUAGAUCAGCUCUACUCGAAGUACCUUCUACCCUAUGAUUCUCUUUCGCCAAGUGAAAGAAGGGAAAUCUUUGGUGUGAUUGAAAGGGCAUGGACUCGAAAAAAUCAAAGGCUGUUGGACCGCGCACUGAACCCGUUUCGUGCGCAGAAUCGUUUGAUGGGGCUAAAUGACAUUCAGGAAGAACCGGAGGAACAGUCUCUUGUCAUGAAUGCUGUCAAAGAGGCAGAAGAUUGCAUCGUGCGAGGUCCAAUCAUGAACUACACUAGGUUUAAAGAGCUCGCUGAGUUUACAUAUAGUGUCGUUUAUGGUUUUGGUAACUCUAGAGAGAACAAUCCUAUGAGUCUUGAACAGAAAGAAGAGUUGUACUGGCGCUAUGUGCUUCAGGGCAACGAGCAUAUUUGUGUCGCCACUGCCGCUAUUGAUACUGGUUCCGACCCUUCGCGAGGAAGUAGUCGCACGUUAACGUUGAAGGAUAUUAGCCAGAAUAAAGACAAUAUCCUUCGCUUUCUGGGUGCUGUGUCCGGUUUAACUGCACCCACUUUAAACCUGGGGAUGGCAUUUUCAACAAACUGUUUCUACUUGGACCCCCACGCUGUGGCCUGGCUGGACUUAUUAUAUAAAGGAGAUCCAAGAAUUUGGUAUGCGAUUCCAGCCAAGCAGACUGAAAACUUUAAGAAGGCAGUUAGCUCUCUCUGUCCUUCUUUUUGUCAAAGGAAAUCUCUGUGGCUCUCAACAGAUAUAGCUAUGAUACCGCCCCACCUUCUUCGAGAGUACAAUGUUUCAAUGACGCGCGUCGUACAGGAAGAAAAUGAAAUAAUACUGGCUUUUCCCUACUGUUACACCUCGUCUAUAAACACGGGCUAUUCCGAAUCAGAGAGCAUAUAUUUCGCACCGCUUUCCUGGCUACAUACCGCCUACGACGUGUUCAAGGAGGCUCGUGAAAAUUGUGAGCCUACGAUGUUCUCGCUCGAAGAGCUGCUAUUGCGAAUAGGCAAAGCGACUUGUGUGGACAUGGCCACUCUCAAAACCGCACAGCCAAUUUUCGAUAAAGUUUUGAGAAAUGAGAUCACAAAGAGGCUUAUCUUGCAAGAGAGAGGCAUCAAAAUGGUGCACCAGCCUGAUAUUCCUAAACCGAAAAAUACGGGUCGUCGCAGAAGACGAAACAGAACAUUUAUUCAAGAAGAAUGUGAAUACUGUAGAGGUACACUGUUCUUCUCAAAGGUUGUCGGCUUAGUGCGUAACUCUUAUCUAUGCUUAGAACACGCACUAAAAUUAUUGACCGUUAAGAAGAUGAUUAUUACUGAUGAUAUGCAGAUUAUUACGAAGGUAACAAUUGAAGAACUAAAUAAUGUCAACAAUGACAUGAAAAGACGUAUCGAAAUUGGCUUUGUGGGGCCAGAUGUCAUCAUUGAUUAAACUGUGACGGGAUAAGUUUGUAGAGAUACAAUUUGGACACAAUAACUUGUGACACAAAUUGUAUCUCCAGUAUCUUAAGUAAGUUUGGUUCUUGAAGGUGGUCGUUAGCCACAAUUUGAAUACAGCGUUUACACCAAACAUCAAUGGUGCACCGGAACAACUGUAUUAUGUGGUCCUUUUUUAGUUGAUCUUUUAUUUUCAACAGAUAUUUUUAGUUAUAGUUGCAUGUUUUAUGGGCAAAAAAAAUGUUGUUAUACAGAGAAUUUGAUGGGACUUGAUUCAAUGAGCUUUGAUACAGAGAACCAUGGUUGUGAUACCAUUCAAAUAGUCUGAGUCGUGGCGAAGCUAGGUGUAUUUUGCCCACUGUCCUUUCCUCAAUAAAUAUGUAUGACCACGGAAUAUAGAAUACAAUGGAAGUAGCAAGUAGGCGUGACACGCGUGCCACAACUAA